CUGACAUACAGAUCUUCUCUCUUCAGCUGUGCACUUGACAGGGUGGGACGAGAACAAAUUCAAGACAGGAUCGUCGUCGGAGUUUACAUCUACUGUCACACAACAAAACCAGUUGUCAUCGAUAGGCAACUCGUCAUCACAUGCAAACUGAGAUACCAUGGCUGCAGAGCGGGGGAAGAUGCUUGCUGAAGAUGAGAAGUGCAUCCAGACACACAUAAUGGACAUAGAGGUGGAGCUGGACGCCAAGGACAUCACUGGGACUCUCUUCUCCAAGAACGUCAUUGACCUGAAGGACAUGCAACACAUUGAGUCGGGAACAACCCGGGCUGACAGAACCAAGAGGUUCCUGGAUAUCCUCAUGUUCAGAGGCACCAAUUCCUUUCAAGUCUUCUUGUAUGCUCUCGACACUAUGGGGUACAAGGGUCUAGUGCGGAAACUACGAGCCACCAAGGAGUCCAACAGUCUGACCUCGGCACUACACAGAAGACAAACCGAAACACAGCUUUCUAGAGAGUUCACUGAUCUGAGCAAGCGUAUGGAGACAAUCAUGGCAGCCUUGGAUAGACAGACGCAUAGGAUUGACGAAAUGUCCGAGUCAAAGAAUCUCUAUGCAACGAAGGAAGAGGUCGAGGGUUUGAGGCUGGACUUGGCUACCAAGGAGGAAUUACAAACCUUUCGGAAGGAAAUAUUGGCGUCUAUGGCGGAUAUAACAGCGACGUUGAGCAACAUCAAGGAGAUGUCUCUCAUGAAUGAUGACAAUCUGGGCACAAUUCAGUCACUGAAAGAACAAGUUCGGAAAAAAGACGAACUGCUUGAAAUUGCUCGAUGUCAAAUUUCUGACCUUCAGACAAAGGUUUCCGUUCUGGAAGAAGAAAACAGAUCUCUUAAAACUACCAUAGAACAGCAGCAAGGGGACAUAACCAACUUGGAGGCCGUGGUUCAGGAGGAAAUACAAGAACGCAGAACGGCAGAAGCACGGUAUAGGAGGCACAGGGAUAAGGACCGGGAGAAGCAUGCACGAGACAUUGCGGACAUUGAGCGGAGGAGGCAAGAAGACAUGCAUCAACUGGAGAGGAAGAUGGAGGAAGAUAGGAAAAGGCAGGAGAGGGAAAGAAGAGAAGAUCGACAGCAAAUUGAAAAGGAGUUGAAGGAAAAUCUUGAGAAUCAACUGAAGACCAUCCGUGAGGAAAGUCAGGUGAGUAAUGGUCGUGCUCAGACAGCUGGAACCGGUGUCUAUGGUGUCAAGAAACCCAUCCACAGAAGAAAAGCUUGGAACUGAGACUAGAGAUGGUUCUUGACAAUAUGGAAAUGGUUUUGUCGCUUGUAUUCAGCUUGAGACAGUUAAACAUAUACCGUAUAUAUGCUUGGAGACUUGACACCUCUGGAGGAGUCGCCAAUAACCUAUCACUUGAGAAACAAAUACUAUUUCCUGAACAUCUCGAGCCAACUGUAAACUAACCUGUUUCUCCAGUUACCGAGGGGACGUACUCACCCGUUAAAUCUCGUGUUAUCAUUAUACUUUAUGAUUAUUCGUGUGCGCGCGCACAUGCGCGUUUCAGAUUGUGCCACAUUCGUUUUAUACUCGCUGCCUGCUGAAUUUGGUUUUCUGACAGAGAAACUCACUUUACGUUCUGAGUGACUGUGGAGUUCCUGGAAGGGCACUGCAAACAUAUGAUUAAUUUACAAUAUAUUUCCUUUGUAUGGAGAAAUAGAUUUCAUAUGUGAAUAAAGUUGUGGUUAUAUUAUGUAAA
Molecule: messenger RNA, 1751 nt
Organism: Haliotis rubra (blacklip abalone)
Lineage: Eukaryota; Metazoa; Mollusca; Gastropoda; Lepetellida; Haliotidae
Product: golgin subfamily A member 6-like protein 6
Exons: 3
Coding region: 158-1279 (373 amino acids)
Biological process (GO): regulation of apoptotic process
Source: RefSeq, a predicted model, not a curated record